GUCAGUACGUUGUAUUUGUCAGGGAAUCCAGGAUGUGGCAAGAGUCAACUUGCCAGGGAAAUCGGAGAGCAGUUCUUUUCAGAACGAACCGAUAAAGAUGUGAUCUUUGUUGCGACCCUAAAUGCAGAAAGCAUCCAGGCACUUGCGGACUCUUACAUCCUCCUUGGGAGAAAACUAGGACUAACUGAAUACACCAUGGCAAGCUUGGCAUCUUCAAAAGAAAAGAAACCUAUUGAAGCUAUUGAACAGCUCCGUCGCUUGAUUUUGCCGAUGAUUAGCAAGUUUACUUCAUGGAUGAUUAUAGCAGACAAUGUGGUUGACUUACGCUUAGUCCGCAAUUUAUUGCCUCAUACUGGCAGUAAGGAAUGGGGUCCUGGUCAAGUACUGAUUACCACUCAGGAUAGCCCCACAAUUCCUCAAAACGCUCCUCAUACGUAUCAUGAAUCAUUAAGUAAAGGAAUGAGGCGGGACGAGGCAGUGAAACUGCUGGAAACAGUAUCGCAAAUCUCAGAGAAAGUACAAGCGGAAAAAGUCGCCGAACUUCUUGAUUUUCAGCCUUUGGCCUUAGCUGCUGCUGCUUAUUACGUGCAAACUGUUGUGAACGGUGGAUCCUCAAAUUAUGAUUGGCAAGCAUACCUCCAUGACAUAUCAAGUUAUGGCCAACGAAAAGAUAUUGAAGCUGUCCUUGCGAAUGAAAGUCCCGCCUAUGAUAAAACAACAAUGGCCGCCGUGGAAAUGGCUAUUCAAAGGGCUGUUUACACUGAGGAAGUUCUGCGUCAGACAUUCUGUUUCCUUGCACUUUGCGCUCCCGAUGAUCUCCCACUCCAGACUGUUUCCAGGUUCGUCAAAGCCCAAGUAAGGCAACAGCCAGAGGAGUUAAUAAAAGCGAAGAUUGUAAGGUCCUCUUUAAUUCUUGUUCAUUCUGAGGAAGGGGAUGAACGACCAUACUUGCGCUUGCAUAAAGUUGUGCAAGAAACUUUGAAAAGAGGCGAAAUGUUUAACCUAAAAUCUAUGGAGAAUGACCGCAACAUGGCCGAGGCAGUAAAGAUUUUCAAGUCCCAAAUUGAAGAACAGGGCGAAAAUAAUGCGUUUUUAAUCAAACUCAGGCCCCACUGUGAAUCUUUACUAAGGCACAUGACCUCAGAUUUCAGUUUGGAUCAAAGCAUUUUUUGUAAAAGGUUCGCACUUUUCGUAGACUUGGAUAUAAUUAUUGAUUGGCUAGGUACUUUUGCCAGUGUCUGUCAAGAACAAUCCCAUUUCUUCUUUGCGAAAAAUGUGGUCGACUUAGCCUGCAACCUACUGGAGAACAAAGAGGAUACUCUUUCAACUCCUUUGCUUGUAGCAAGGAUUUUCAACGUAAGUGGUACAGUGUACCGCAACAUCGGAGAAUACAGUCUUGCCAAAGACCUUCAUGAAAAAGCAGUGAUGCUUUGCAAAGAGAUUUGCAGUGAAGAUCAUUCCGCUGUAGCAUCAAGUUAUAACAACUUGGCAUUAGUGUAUAACAGCCUGGGAGAAUACAGUCAAGCCAAGGAGCUUUAUGAAAAAGCACUGGUCAUUUGGAAUGAAAUUUCAAGUGAAGAUAACCCCACUGUAGCAAAAGUUUACAGCAACUUAGCAUUGGUGCACCACUCCCUUGGAGAAUACAAUCUAGCCAAAGUAUUUCACGAAAAAGCACUGAUGAUACAAAAAAGAACUCUCGGUGAAGAUCAUAACGAUGUGGCAACAAGUUAUAACAAGCUGGCCUUACUGUGCGAUAGUCUUGGAGAAUACAAUCUAGCCAAAGAACUUAACUAUAAAGCUUUGAUCAUUUGGAAGAAUAUUUUCGGCGAAGAUCAUGCCAAGGUAGCGACAAGUUUUAACAACUUGGCGUUAAUUUCUAAAAGCCUGGGAGAAUACAAUCAAGCCAAAGAAGGUUUUGAAAAAGCAAUGGUGAUUUGGAAAAAUAUUUUCGGUGAAGAUCAUCCCAAUGUAGCGACAAGUUAUAACAACUUGGCAUUAGUGUACCAAGAACUGGGAAACUACAAUCAUGCCAAAAAGCUUUUUGAAAAAGCUUUGAUGAUUCGCAAAAAACAUUUCCCUAGAGAUCAUACCGAUGUAGCAACAAGUUAUAACAACCUAGCAUCAGUGUACAAUAACCUGGGAGAAUACAAUGUAGCCAAAGAACUUUUCAAAAAAGCUUUGAUAAUAUGGAGAAAUCUUUUCGGUGAGGAUCAUGUCAAAGUAGCAACGGGUUAUAACAACUUGGCGUUAGUUUACCAUACCAUGGGAGAAAACGAUCAAGCCAAAGAACUUCACGAGAAAGCACUGGUAAUUUUGAUCAAGAUUUUCAGUGAAGAUCAUUCCACUGUAGCGAAAUCUUAUAGCAAUUUAGCGUUAGUGCACUAUUCCCUGGGGGAAUACAAUCUAGCCAAAAAACUUCACGAAAAAGCACUGAUGAUUCGCCAAAAAAUUUUGAGCGAAGAUCAUGACGAUGUAGUAUCAAGUUAUAACAACCUGGCAACAGUGUGCUAUAGCCUUGGAGAAUAUAUUGAGGCCAAAGACCUUUGCGAAAAAGCUUUGGUAAUCUGGAGAAAUCUUUUCGGUGAAGAUCAUGUCAAAGUAGCAACGAGUUAUAACAACUUGGCACUUGUGUACGAAGACCUAGGAGACUACAAUCAAGCCAAAAAGCUCAUUGAAAAAGCUUUGUUAAUUCGAAAGAAGAUUUUAGGUGAUUAUCAUAGUAAUGUAGCAACAAGUUAUAACGACCUGGCGACAGUGUGCUAUAGCCUUGGAGAAUAUACUGAAGCCAAACAAUUUUACGAAAAAGCUUUGAUGAUUUGGAAAAAGCUUUUCGGUGAAGAUCAUGUCAAAGUAGCAACGAGUUAUAACAAGUUGGCGUUAGUUUACCACACCCUGGGAGAAAACAAUCAAGCCAAAAAACUUUUCGAAAAAGCACUGAUUAUUCGAAAAAUUACUUUCGGUGAAGAUCAU
Messenger RNA from Porites evermanni, 2970 nucleotides. NCBI's taxonomy places the organism in Eukaryota, Metazoa, Cnidaria, Anthozoa, Scleractinia, Poritidae. The record is from the annotation of a GenBank genome assembly.